Molecule: messenger RNA, 916 nt
Organism: Camelina sativa (false flax)
Lineage: Eukaryota; Viridiplantae; Streptophyta; Magnoliopsida; Brassicales; Brassicaceae
Product: mediator of RNA polymerase II transcription subunit 32
Biological process (GO): root development; regulation of DNA-templated transcription; cold acclimation
Cellular component (GO): mediator complex
Source: RefSeq, a predicted model, not a curated record
AAUACAAAGAAGAAGAAGAAGAAGAGUGGCACAAAUCGAGAGACUCCGUUCAUCUCCGGUGGUAAGUUUCUCAUCUUCUCUCCGGCGGUUUGGGCUGGUUUCGUUGGAUUUAUGUCUAAAUAUUCCAAAUUUCUUCAACCGGUUUAACAUGGAUAACAUUGUGGACUCAUUGAACAAAGCUUACGAGAAAUUUGUUCUUGCCUCGGCUAGUGUUAUGGAGUCUAAAGAGAGUGCAGGAGGGCAAAAAGCAUCUCUCACUGAUGCUGCCUUGGAGAAUUUCAAGGAGAAAUGGGAACUGUUCCGUGUGGCUUGUGAUCAAGCAGAGGAGUUUGUGGAGUCAGUGAAGCAGAGGAUUGGAUCUGAGUGUUUAGUUGAUGAGGCUACUGGUUUAACUACUGCAUCAGGAGGAGGCCAACCAGCGGCGGCUACUGGUGCUGCCACUAGUCUCCCGCCCAUUAGUGCAGUAAGGCUUGAACAGAUGAGUAGAGCUGUUCGAUGGCUUGUUCUUGAGCUUCAACGUGGCUCUGGUGUAGCUCCUGGCUCGGUGCAUUCCUCCUCUACUGGGUUUGAUACUAGAUUCGCUGAAGACUCGACUCAAUAAUAGUGUGUAUCUCUGCCUACACACACACACACACCUUUAUAACUUCGAAACAACGCUUACAACCUCAGCUUCAUUACUCCUUGGUCAAGAGUGGCCAGAUAUAUCUUCUGUUACAUAAUGUGAUUGAAGUAUUGAACCAAGCAAGUAGCAAACACUUGGGUUUUGAUUUUAGUUGUUCUGAUUCCUCAUAUGUUAUGUUUUUUUAGUUGUUUUAAAAACAAAACAAAAAAAUGCCUAAUUUUGUUUUCUUGUACGUACAGACAUUAAUGUUGUUUUUCUAUAUUGGGUUAAUCUAAUCAGCUUUUAGGUUAUGUA